This is a messenger RNA of Geodia barretti, 1108 nucleotides long. The record is from the annotation of a GenBank genome assembly. NCBI's taxonomy places the organism in Eukaryota, Metazoa, Porifera, Demospongiae, Tetractinellida, Geodiidae.
AUGUGGUUCCCCAUGCAUUGGAUCAUCCCUGUCUGGAUCAUCCCCUGUCUGGAGCUGCCAAAUAUCUUUUUACGUUUGCCAGAGCUCUUUUUCGGGAUGAGGAUCAGAACGUUUGGUCACCGGGAGAAGUUCCGACCGCGCUCCCUGUUCGUAAUGAACCACGUCUGCCACUUUGACUGGCUUUACUUCUGGGGAGUCGUGGAGCGCAACGGAAACAUUACCACCUGGAAAGUCGUCACAAAGAACUCCAUCAAGAAGGUCCCCAUUUUAGGGAUCUGCUUGCAGUAUAUGUGCCACAUCUUUGUCUCUCGUCACUGGGAAGUCGACGAGCGGGAGUUCAAGAAAAAGUUGUUCUACUACAACGGCCUCGAACUCCCAGUCCAGCUCCUCCUGUUCCCAGAGGGGGGUGACUUCACCGGGAAAUCUAAAGCCAAGAGCGACACGUAUGCCGACACAAACGGCCUCAAACGAUACAAAUACUGCCUCCACCCACAUGCCAGAGGCUUCCUGUACAUCAUGGAGGCUCUGCGCAGUGGGAGGCUGGACGCCGUGUACGACAUUACAGUCGGCUACCCGGACGCUUUGGCCAAGACCGAGGCAGAUCUGGCGAAUGGAAAGUACAUUCCGAGAGAGAUCCAUUAUAACAUUCGUCACUAUCGAGCAGAAGAUCUACCGACCGAUGAGGAGGGGCUGAGUCAGUGGCUGGAGGAGCGCUGGAGGGAGAAGGAGGAGACACUGAAGCUGUUCUAUGCUCACAAGCAAUUCCUAGUCAAGGGAACUGCUACAGGGAGUGGAUUAAGGAAUGUGGGAAACGGUCACUCGGAGUACAGACCUGUCCCUGAAGUAGCAAUGCCGAAAUCCUACUCCUUUACGUUCAAAGGGUUGGCUUUCUAUCUCUUCAUCACCAUCUUCUUCUCCUACCUCUUCUACCUCAACUGGCUGUGGAGAUGCUGUGUACUGGUGCUAACAGUCUACACUUUGGUGAAGGGACUCAAGGGGACUGGGAUUGAUAGUGUAUUGCCAGACAAGGUUCACGAUGUUAUUGAAGCUGCGUACAGAAAGUGUCACAGGGUCAAGUAGAUUUAUAUAUUCAUUACUUUUUUGACGG